UAAUAUUAACGCUGCAGAACAAGAAAAAUGAUGCAUUCAUGUGUCACUGAUGAUAUAGGUACAGUAAGCACAAUGUACCUUUUUAAAGGAAUAUCAACAUUAGGAAACAUGAAAUCCCUGUAAGUGCAGUUUUGGUAAUUUUGAUGUUUAAGUUAAAUCUUACAAAUGAAUCUGUAGUCGGGUGAGAAAACACCCUGAGAAGUGAAAUCCAACCACUGGGUGGUGAAAGCCACUGGAAAACCCACUGAAUGAGCUGAAAAAUGUAUUGUGGCCAACCAUAAAACAGACUGUUUCACUUAGUUACGCGCAUCAACAUGUGAGAAACUCAGCCAUUACACCUGAAAAUGACACUGUAGUAUUUGCCUUUUGAGAUAUAUCAAAGGAUAACUCCAGUUUAUACCUUCAUGGGUUUUAUUUUCAGAGCUUUGGCAAUCAUUCAUUUGACAACACGCUUGCAGAGAUCUGGGAAUUGGAUGAGACAUCACCACAAUAAAGUGCAUCCAAGCAAAAAACACAAGUAUUGGAACAAUCGGAUAAGUUGUAAACAAGCAAACAGUUUAGCCAACCAUGUUAUUUAGAGCUAAAAACACAAGUGAGUGCAUGUGCAAUGUCUAUGCAGGAAAACUGUGCAUGCACAACUACAGUAAGUAUGAUAGAUCAAAUAUAAACCAGGGAGCCAACCUUUAAACUGUGAUAGAUUUUCUCCUUUCAAAUAAUUUGGCUAACCUUGUGGCUUAAUUAAAGCUGAUUGAUCAUGUGACAGCUCAUGUUUCUUGCACCAUUAAAAUGAACUGUUAGUGAUGUUGCCACAUUCCCAGAUGUCAUGAAUUAACUUGGUGAAUAAAAUGUUUAAGUUACAAAAAGCAAUGAAUUGCAAAACUACGUAAAUAAGACCCAUGUUGUAAUUAUUCUUUAAUCUGGUCAUAAUAUCAACAUUCUUUAAAAUUCAACCAGAAGGACUCACUAUGACAUGCGUCUCUAAUGAUGGUCACAUCACACAAAACAGCAUAACACAGUUUAUCUCUUUCAGUCUAUAUGUUCAUCAGGAAUCCUUCUUUAAAGAGAUGUUACCUGAAUUUCCUUAACCAUCCAACAUAAUUGAGAGUGUCCGUUAUGUUAUAUGUUGAAGACUUGGAGUAAGAAACACAUGUUGCGUAACAGUCAGUUGUGUGUUCACACAUGAUUCAGAUCUACGUGAUUAAAAUUCAAGAGAAGUCUGAACAGGAAGGACCAAAAGACAAAAUUUAUUCUCACUUCUCAAAAUUACUUUGCUUUAACAGAAAACAUCAGAAAACUCACAGAGGGAAUUGUACUAACAGCUGUCCAGAAGAAAAUGAAUUACACAUCUUGUCCCCGUGUCAGCUUUGACUUUACAGGCAGAUUUCUGCCUCCUGUUUUCAUCUUAGUAUUCAUCAUUGGUCUGGUGGCUAAUGGAUUGGGACUGAAGUCUUUGCUGCAGAACUGGAAGAAACUAACAAUCAUAAAUGUGUUUGUUCUCAACCUUGGACUUGCAGAUAUUCUGUAUCUGCUCACACUACCAUUCUUGGUGGUGUAUUACUUUAAGGAGAGUACAUGGAUCUUUGGAGAUGCAUUCUGCAAGAUAACAAGAUUCUGCUUCAACCUGAAUUUAUAUGGCAGCAUUGGAUUCCUUACUUGUAUAAGUGUGUACAGGUACCUGGCUAUUGUCCAUCCAAUGAGAGUGAUGAGAAGAAUAACUGUCACUCAGUCUGUGGCUAUCUCAGUCAUGGUUUGGCUGUUGGUGGGUGUUCAAAGUCUUCCAGACAUGUUCUAUGCCAAAACCAAAAGGAACAGAGCAAAAUGCUAUCAUACCACUGCUACAGCCUAUGUUGAGGAUUACCUGAAAUACAGCCUUGGAUGGACACUGACUGGGUUUUGUAUCCCACUCCUCAUCACCCUGGGCUGCUAUGGACACGUGAUUGUCGUUCUCUGUCGCAAAAAUACCACUCACAUGGAACUUAAACAAAGAAGUUUGAGGUUGUUGUUUAUUUUGAUCCUCCUAUUCUCUGUUUGUUACAUCCCUUACCAUGUAUUCAAGAACCUCACCCUCUGGUCAAGAGUUCUGAACAAACAGAAGAUAUGUCCUGAAUGGUCUAAUGCAGUAUUCAUUGCUCAUCAGAUAAGUCGUGGCCUUGUGUGUCUGAACAGUGCUCUCAACCCUCUGGUUUACCUCCAUGUGAAUGAAGAAAUUCCUGCUCAGGUCAGACAGCUGCUUCAGCGAGCUCGUCAGAUGUCCAACCGUUUGUUUCUGUCAAACUUAGACUCUGUGUCUGUGGCUCAAACUGCAGACGAAGAUUAACAAGAUUUAAGAUUUUA
Messenger RNA from Seriola aureovittata, 2334 nucleotides. Its product is annotated as P2Y purinoceptor 1-like. Gene Ontology annotation, biological process: G protein-coupled receptor signaling pathway. Gene Ontology annotation, cellular component: membrane. The transcript has a single exon. Gene Ontology annotation, molecular function: neuropeptide receptor activity. The record is from RefSeq and is a predicted model, not a curated record. NCBI's taxonomy places the organism in Eukaryota, Metazoa, Chordata, Actinopteri, Carangiformes, Carangidae. Bases 1334 to 2317 code for a protein of 327 amino acids.